UCUGUUUGCGAUGCACCACGUAUAGAAAAGUAUCAGACACGUGCCCUGUUUUCAUAAAUCGUCCAAAUAUGGAACAUAAUAUAUGAUCAGAUAAUCAUUAUACAAGUGUUGAGAAAAAAAUAUUAUGGCUGAAAACAGGGAAAUGAUGGCGGUGAAUCCGACCCGAAAGACGAAGAUUUGGGCAACAAUAGCUGGAAUUGCAAUUGAAGCCCCAAUUUUGGGGUUAAUGGGUUUUAGUUUACUUAGUUCAAUUAUACUUUUGGUAGUAACUUCUCCGUUGCUAGUUAUAUUUAGUCCUCUGUUAAUUGGUGCUGCUGCGGUGUUUGGAGUUGCUAUGGCGGGAUUUGGGGUGGCCGGAGUUACGGCAGGUUUAGGAUUGUCGUCGUUUGUUUUGGGGUAUAGGUCGGUAAUUAAAGGUAGAAUUACGGGCGGAGAGUAUGGCGGCGGUGCUGAUGAUGCGCCGGUUAUUGUGGAUAAAAUGAUUCAACCAGCGGAGACGGAGGAGGAGGAGCAUGACACUGAAGUGGCAGGUACUGAGGAUAGAACAGAGGCUAUUAAGCAGCAGCAGCAGCCGCAACAGGGCAGCACUAGUUCAGAGCCAGUUCAUGUAGAUAGAAUAGUUGAGUUAUUUGAGUCUUUAAAGGAACAUCCACAUGAUCAAAAUGAAACAGCUACUAUUGUCCACGUAGUUACUGUAGAGGUUGAUGAUGAUGAUGAUGAGUUGGAGGAGAAUCAACACAACAAAGAUAUGGCCACUUCUGGUGACUAUUUGCAGCAAAAUGUGCCAAGACAGAUCCCACAAGAGACUUAAUUAAGAACAUAUAUGUAUGUAUGUUCAGAAGUGGCUAGUUUAUAAACUUUGUUUUUUACUGAGUUGCAGCUUAUGAUAGAUGUUCUUUUGUCUUUCAUUUCUUAGUUGUUUUAGCACUGUACAUUUACUUUUUGGUGAAUGUGUUAGUCAUUUUACUUCCUACUUCUUUAGGUUUCUACUGUAUGUACAUAUUUGGUGCUGUUUUUUAAACAUGUUUUUAGUGCAAGGAUUUUGUUUGGUC
Messenger RNA from Solanum tuberosum (potato), 1052 nucleotides. RefSeq lists its product as uncharacterized. Bases 125 to 811 code for a protein of 228 amino acids. The transcript is spliced from 2 exons. Lineage: Eukaryota; Viridiplantae; Streptophyta; Magnoliopsida; Solanales; Solanaceae. Gene Ontology annotation, biological process: lipid storage. Gene Ontology annotation, cellular component: membrane; monolayer-surrounded lipid storage body. The record is from RefSeq and is a predicted model, not a curated record.